UCUGAGUACGAUAAUGUGUCCCUGAGGCUUGCAAAAUGGCCGCCAUCUCCCUCCUUUGCCCCCGCCAGCCUUAAAAACCCUCACAAAGCCUUAAAUAUCAGUGGCGGCGUCCGUUUAUCGCGUGUAGUAUUCCUCGUGAGUACCUCCCUGCCUUCCCGCCUUACUCUAGUGGCUCUAACCCUAACACGAGACCGGGCCCGCUGAGGUAAGGAGAGCGUCCCGCCAUGGCCGAGGUGAAGCCCCCCGCGCGUCCCCCGGGCCCGCACGCCCUGGCUCCGGCCCUCAGGAUGUCGCUGCCCACCAAUUACCGGCAGGUGGCCAUGAUGGGGCCGGCACCCACACCUGGACCCACACCCUCCUCGGCCCCCUCCAACCCCUCCGCUACCUGUGCGGGGAAUGGAGGAACAGGGAGUAACAAAGACCGGCUGGCGCGCACCCCCUCCACCCCAGCGUCGUCGGCCAAGGGCGUGGGGGAGGCUAACGUGCCGAGUCCCUUCUCCACCCCCGUCCACGGCAACCCUUCCUUCAACCCUCAGAAGAUGGGCACUGGCAAGGGAGCGCACAGCGGAGAGGGUCGCAUCCCCAAGCCCCCCAAGGCCCCGGACAAGCCCCUGAUGCCCUACAUGAGGUACUCGCGGAAGGUGUGGGACCAGGUGAAGGCCGCCAACAAUGACCUCAAGCUGUGGGAGAUCGGCAAGAUUAUUGGGUCCAUGUGGCGCGACCUUCCCGAGGCCGACAAACAGGACUUCGUGGACGAGUACGAGACGGAGAAGCUUGAGUAUGAAAAGGCCAUGAAAAGCUAUCAUGCUUCCCCCAGCUAUCAGGCCUAUCUGAGCGCCAAGACCAAGGCAGGCUCGGCAGCACUGGAGGAAAAGGAAAUCCUCGACCGCUCCUCCUCCACAGCCGCGGCAGGCACCAAGCUGGACCGACGCAUUGACAUCCAGCCGGCGGAAGACGAGGAUGACUACGACGAUGGGCUGAGCGUGAAGCAUGUGUCGCACGCCCGCUACCUUCGCAACCACCGCCUCAUCAACGAGAUAUUCUCCGAUACUGUGGUCCCGGACGUCAGGAGUGUGGUCACCAGCCAGCGCCUUACUGUCCUCCGCAGACAGGUCCAGUCUCUCACCAUGCAUCAGAAGAAGCUCGAGACUGAACUUCAGCAGAUCGAGGAGAAGUUUGAAGCCAAGAAGAGGAAGUUUGUGGAGGCCGGGGACAGCUUCCAGGGCGAGCUGAAGAAGGUCAAGGCCAUGGCCCCUAAGCUGGACGAGGGCUCCUUCGCGUCCAUGGUGGAGCGCCAGAAGGAGGUCCUGCGUCGUGAGGCCGAGGAGCGUCAACGGACGGCCCAGGGUCUGCCCCCCCGCCCCGCCUCCACCUCCUCACCCCAGGCCCCCAGCGCAGCCCCCGCCCCAGCUCCCGCCCCCCAGCGUGAGGAGAGCAACGAGGCGGCCGGCCCUGCGCCCCACAACACCGCCACACCUGUUGAGGCCAUGCCCUCCCCCGCACCGCCACAGCAGGAGGGUAGCGAGUCUAGUACCGAAACCGACUCCAAGCAGGAAGCUUCCGCCUCCUCCACCUCCUCCACCACCUCCACUACUACUGCCGCUACUCCUACUACUACUGCUUCAGACACAACCACUCAGGACGCUCCACCCACCACCACCAACCCCUCCUCCACUUCCUCUCCUCCUCCCUCCACCACCCCUGUCUCCAGCUCUGUUGUCUCCUCCACCUCCUCCUCCUCCUCCACCACCACAGCCUCCGCAGCCUCCCCCGCCCCCCCUCCCUCCACCCCAGCUGUCAAUGGACCUACAAGUGGUGUCUCCACCCCUACCCCCACCCCCUCCCAGACCCCCACCCCCCCACCCCAAGCCAUGCCCCCCUAUCAUGCUCCCCCCAUGCACCAUGCAGCCCCCUCAGCCCCUCACCCCCCCCUUAGUGCAGCCCCAGGCCAGGCCCCAGCUGCUGCCCCUCCUGCCUCAGCCCCCACCCCUCCCCCAGUGCCUCAGCCCCCCCAGAGUGCAUUAAUGCCCCCCAGCACACACCCGGGGCCUGCAGGCAGCCCCCUCCCCCCCGGUGCUCCCCCAGGCCAAGGGGUCAUGAUGGCCCAUAACACAGGGAUGCCCCAGGGUGCCCAGAUGCCCCCGCCUCUGCCCCUGCCCCCACGCACCCACCGGCUACCCUCCAGGUCCUCAUGCCCCUCCAGGUGGUUCCCCAACACCCCAAAGCUCCACCCCAGGGGCCUUAGCACCCCGAACUCUGCCCAGGGAGCCCCAUGCCCCCCACAAUGCCCCCAGCCCCACAUGCCCCACAGCCCUCAUAUGCCCCACAGCCCCCACAUGCCACAGAGCCCCCACAUGCCACAGAGCCCCCACAUGCCCCACAGCCCUGCCCCAGCCCCUCACAGUGCCCCAGGACCCAUGCCCCAGCACCCCUCACAGGCCCCCCACCCUGGUCAUGGCCCCAUGCCUCCCCAGCAGCCCCCCAUGGCCCCACCCAUGGCCCAGCACCCCAGCACCCUCCAUGCCCCCUGGCACCCCAGGGUGCCCUGCCCCCUCAUGCACCCCAGGGGCCUCCUCCUGCCCCCCAGCCCCCUCAUGCUCCUCAACCUCCCCAUGCCCCCCAUGGCCCCCAGCCCCCCCAUGGCCCCCAGCCCCCCCAUGCCCCCAUGCAACACCCCCAGACAGCCAUGUCCCCCCACCCCCAGGGCCCCAUGCCCCCACAUUCCACCCCAGGGUCCAAGCCCCCCCAAUGCCCCAGGCCCCAUGCCUCCACACUCCCAGGGCCCCAUGGCUGGCCACCCUCCCCCAGCCAUGCCCCCCCAAGCCCCAGGGUAUGGGGCCAUGAUGCCGUCUGGACCGCCACACGCCCCGAUGCAGCCCCAGGCCCAGCCCCCACCCCAGGGAGCUCCCAUGCCCCCUGGCAUGGGCGCCCCGCCUGCCCCGAACUCCCCAGCCCCGCCGCAGCACCCCCCGGCGUGA
Messenger RNA from Eriocheir sinensis (Chinese mitten crab), 2978 nucleotides. It is a transcript of the gene Bap111, whose product is annotated as basic proline-rich protein-like. The record is from RefSeq and is a predicted model, not a curated record. Gene Ontology annotation, cellular component: SWI/SNF complex. The transcript has 14 exons. Gene Ontology annotation, molecular function: nuclear receptor binding; nucleosomal DNA binding. Gene Ontology annotation, biological process: negative regulation of DNA-templated transcription. Lineage: Eukaryota; Metazoa; Arthropoda; Malacostraca; Decapoda; Varunidae. Bases 225 to 2978 code for a protein of 917 amino acids.